GAUGCAUUACCCUGUCGUAUUGUGGAAAAUUUCGCGUAAAUUUAUUCUAUAAAAUUUAAAAAUAUUUUGAUGGUGCAAUACGCGCUGUUGUUGUUUAUAUAAAUCUUCAACAAUGGAUUUGAAUAUUCAGCAGCAACAACAGCAGGAAUCAGAUAAAAUUCACUGUUAUUGUUUUUUGUGCUUCACGGAAAAGUCGUCAGCAACGGAGGAAGAGAUAUUCAUUGCGAUUCGUGGAGAAGAAGGUGUCCGUCGGAACGUUGGAACCCUUGUUCAGAAAUAUUUUAUCGAAGAAAGUCUCACUGUGGAAGGAUUUGUUUGUGGGAGUUGCUGCCAGCAGUUGGAAAGCUUUCACCGAUUCUAUCUGCGAAUCAAAGAGCUGCAGUGGAACAGAAAGAUGCGGUCGGCGGAAGUGGGCGAUCGAAUUCGACAAACCGAAGAAUUUCAGUUGGAGAUGAACAUCAAGGAGGAAAAACUCGACGAGGGAUACAAUUUUGAUCAGACCAGCGAUGUUGAUGGUUUGAGCAAUUUUUUGAACGAGCAAUUUCGAACGCAACCGGAUCAUAAUGGGAAUGGUCUGCAGAACCGUCUGUUGGAUUCAAUUGUGAAUGAGUUUCAGGCAAGCUCACUAAGCGGUACAGAUUCGUUGGAGUGUGGUAGUGAUCAACCAUUUUCGAAGCGAAUGAAACGGAAUCUCACCGAUGCCUGGCAAGUUAAUCAUCAAAACGAGCAUCCGUCGAGCAAUACGCCCAAUCCAGAACUAGAAUUCUUGGAUGAAGAAUAUUACGAAUAUGACAAGCCUCCUGACGAACGUUCAGAUCAGGCUCAGUCAUCGUCUGCGGCUUCUCCGUUUGAAGAACUAGAACGAUUAAGAAGAGAAAACGAUUGGCUUAAGCGGCAUAACCAUCAGCUAGUGGUACGACUGAAAGAGGUUCGUGUGCGCAACACUGAUCUUGUGAAGAUCAAUCGUGAACUUACGGAUAAGCUUAGGUCGUACAACCCGAAUGCUCUGAUGAAAGCCGUCCCUUCGAUAAACGACCAUGUUAACACCUAUCCAAUGCCCACACCGACCGUCAAUAUCAAACAGCUUCCUAUGAGUCCCUCUCCAUCAACUAGUACACUUUCAAGGAUUCCGCCACAGUUACAGCAGCAACCAAAGCAGGAACAGAACGUGAACAAAUUUGUUUUGUUCAGCGGUGCCUACACCCUGGAUAAUGGCGACGUCGUGGUGCGAGAUUCUCUCAUCCCUUGUACAGUAAUGAUGGACAUAGAUUCGAUCGAACAGGGCGAAAAGUACGAUCUCAAGUUCGUCAGCAAACUGGCGGUGGCACUAUGGGGACACGAACGGCUGGCAGUGAGCAGUGUGACUGGACGGAAAUCAAACAAUGCUGGCAGCAAUGCAACGCCGAGCGUUCAACUAGAACCGGAAAAGUUGAGUUUUAUCAAAGAGAAAGUCUACAACAGAGCUAUGCGGGAAACGAAUGAUCGGGUACAGGCGAUGGCGCGUUUUGACGAUUCACGCAUCAAUCGAUUGUUGAAUAUCAAAAUUCAAAAUGCAAAACGCAAGAAAAAUCUCAAUUUUUCGGCUGUGUGAUCAGAGAACGGAAAAAAGAUUCAAUUCAGUUAACAAGAAUAUGU
This is a messenger RNA of Ochlerotatus camptorhynchus, 1635 nucleotides long. RefSeq lists its product as uncharacterized. NCBI's taxonomy places the organism in Eukaryota, Metazoa, Arthropoda, Insecta, Diptera, Culicidae. The coding region runs from base 113 to 1591 and encodes 492 amino acids. Gene Ontology annotation, molecular function: zinc ion binding; DNA binding. Gene Ontology annotation, cellular component: nucleus. The transcript has 4 exons. The record is from RefSeq and is a predicted model, not a curated record. Gene Ontology annotation, biological process: negative regulation of DNA-templated transcription.